Molecule: messenger RNA, 3152 nt
Organism: Linum tenue
Lineage: Eukaryota; Viridiplantae; Streptophyta; Magnoliopsida; Malpighiales; Linaceae
Source: the annotation of a GenBank genome assembly
AUGGUCGAGUUGGAAGCAAUCUUCAAUAAGUACGUGGAAGAAAUUGCGGAGAAAAAUGAGGAGUUGGAAUCGAAGGAUGAAAAGAUAAAGGAUCUGGAAACAAUUAUUAAAAAGGACGAGGAAGAAGCUAACAGGAAAAAACAAGAGCUGCAAGCAAAGAAUAAUAAGAUAGAGGAGCUGGAGGCGAUUAUCAAGGAUGGUGAAAAAGAAGCUGCCCAAAAACUUAAGGAGCUGGAAGAAAGGAAUAACAAAAUUGAGGAGCUGGAAGCAAUCAUCAACGAUGCUACCCAAAAAAUCCAGGAGUUGGAAGCAAUUAUGAAGAAAGGUGAGAAAGAUGAUGCUCAGAAAGUUCAGGAUCUAGAAGAGAAAAAUAAAAAGAUUGAGGGGUUGGAAGCAAUUAUCAAAGAGCGGGAGGAAGCAAUUGCCGAGAAAAAUCACGAGUUGGAUGCCAAGGAGGGGAAGAUAGAGGAGCUAAUACUAGUUGUCAUCAAGAAAGACGAUGAGAUUGCAUCGAUGAAAAAUCAAGGAUUGCGGCCUACUGUAUCGUCGAUAGUAACAACUCCGCCGACAACAGAGGGGUUAUCAGGAGGAUUAUUGGUUGAAGAAAUUGUGACGAAUUCUAAGGAUGUCAAAAUAGCUAUUUCACUGAAGAUCGCUUUGACAAUGAGCACGCCGGCGCCGGGGGCCACUCCCCUGGACUGCCAUCUCCCGGAUGCAUCACAGGGGGUCCGCAGACCACCGUCAACAACUUCCUCUCCAACUGGGAAGGGUGAUCACGAGACGCAACAGGCAAAGAAGCUGGUCAGGGCGCUGAUGACGAACCCGCUGUUCGAGAAGGAAGCUGUCAUGGGCCAGCACUGUAAUCGAGCAGUAUUGUACCCUUACCGAGACUGGCGGCUGGUGGAGAAGAUCCAUCCCAACGGCGAAGGCACCGAAUACACGGCGUUAGACGUUAAAGGCAACGUCAUCAGCGGCGACACAUUGGUGAAGCUCUACAAAUCCUUUGAGAAAGGGCAUCGGCUGGCCAACUUCGCCGGCGUCCAGAUCGUUUGUCAGUACACCAAAACCGGUGAGCUGCAGGGCGCCAAGAACGCCAGCGGUUUCGGAUGGCAGUGGUUCAAGGAAGAGCCUGCCGCCAGCAGCAGCAGUAGCGGUCCUACUACUCCGAGCGUCAGCGACGACAGGAAGAAGGUAGGAGAGCUGACGGAGGAGCUGAAGAAGGCAAAGGAGGAGAUAGCCAAGAAGGACCAACUGAUCAACAAGCAACGCAACGAGAUCGCUGCGAAAGACAAGGAGAUCGACGCGAGAAGCAAGGAACUGGAAGCCAAAAACAAGGCGGUGCACGAUAAGGACGAGGAGAUGAAGAAGAAAGAGGAGGAGAUUCGCAAGGGGGUUCAGGACCUGGAUGCAGCGAAAAAUAAGAUCGAGGAGUUAAAUGUCCUUUUGAAGAGGUGCGAGGAUGAAAUUGCGAAGAAGGACGAUGAGAUUCGCAAGAGGAAUGAGGAGCUGGCUGAAUCAAGGAGCAAGAUCGUUGAGUUGGCAGCAAUUAUCGAUAAGUACGUGGAAGAGAUGGCGGAGAAAAAUGAGGAGCUGGAAUCAAAGGAUGAAAAGAUAAAGAACCUGGAAGCAAUUAUUAUGAAGGAUGAGGAAGAAGCUAACAGGAAAAAACAAGAGCUGCAAGCAAAGAAUAAUAAGAUAGAGCAGCUGGAGGCAAUCAUCAAGGAUGGUGAAAAAGAAGCUGCCCAAAAAAUUCAGGAGCUGGAAGAAAGGAAUAAUAAGAUUGCGGAGCUGGAAGCCCUUGUUAAAAAGUGUAAGGAAGAUGCUGCCCAAAAAGUCCAGGAGUUGGAAGCAAUUAUCAACAAGGGUGAGAAAGAGGAUUCUCAGAAAGUUCAGGAUCUAGAAGAAAAAAAUAAAAAGAUUGAGGGGCUGGAAGCAAUUAUUAAGGAGCGAGAGGCCGAAAUUGUUGAGAAAAAUCACGAGUUGGAUGCCAAGGAGGGGAAGAUAGAGGAGCUAAUAGUAGUUAUCAACAAGAAAGACGAUGCGAUUGCAGCGAUGAAAAAUCAAGGGUCACGCCCUACUGUAUCGUCGAUAGUAACAACGCCUCCAACAGCAGAGGGGUUAUCGGGAGGAUUAUUGGUUGAAGAAAUUGUGACGAAUUCUAAGGAUGUUAAAAUAGCUAUUUCGCUGAAGAUCGACCUUGUGAAGGACGACAAAUCAACCAACAAUAUAGUGCAGGAGAAGAUAGAUUUCAUGGAGCAAGAAUCAAAGCAAAAAAACAACCAACUGAAAGCUAAGGACGAAGAAAUUUCAGAGCUGAAGAAAGUAAUAAAUGAUAGGGACAAUGCCAUACAAAAGCAAAGUAAGGAGCUUGCAAAGUUGAUAGCUCAACAAUCAUCUAAUUCCAUGGCACCAACGCAAGAACCCGUCACGCUUGAUGACAUUGUGAGUACCCUACUGAUAGAAAAGGUACAAAUGAAAAAACAACUAGACGAAGCACGCAAAGAGAGAGAUGCCAUGGGUCAAAAACUAGAACAGAAGAUAGAGGAACUCAAUGCCAAGGAUGAGGAGAUGACCAAGAAAGAUGCGGAGCUCGAGGCGAAAAACAAGCACAUGAUCGAGGCGGAAGAGGCGAUGAAGAAGAAACUAGAUGAGGAGAUUGGUAAGAUGAAGGAAGAACUAAAGAACAAAGAAGAGGAGGUUAAGGAGAAAGAUAAAGAGAUUGUUGAUCAGGUCACGAAGUUGGAAGCUGAUAAGAAAUUGAUCGACCAAAAGGAGAAAAUGAUCAAGAAGAAGGACAGGCAGAUUAAAAAGCAAACCAAUAAGGUGAAAGUGAAAAUUGAGCAACUUGGAAUAGCAAAAGCUAAAAUAGUGAAAUUGAGGAAUGCUCUAAAAGAAUUCACCGCCUUAGAAGACGAUGAAGAUGUUGAUGAUGAUGAAGACGACGACGAGGAGGAUGAAGACAAUUGAGUGUUGAAAAAUGGAUAGUUGUAUUACUUUAUGUGUGGAUUUCUCAACAAUAGUACUUAUGCGCAUGUGAAUUCCCCCUGGGUUUUCAUCUAGGGCUAGUAAUUUACAUUUUGGUUUGGAGUUUACUUGGGAGAGUUGUGAUCCAGAUUCUUAUGGUUUUGGCCUUUCUUUUGGGCUUAGAAUUU